AUUAUGAGGGUAGAUAGCUCCGCCCACCUCAUGCCAAUCACACUUAAAGGCCACGUCUCAGUUUUUUUCCCACAUCCAGAGAGUUUAUGACAGAAACUUUUUAACACUGAAUACGGAAACAUUACUAAACAGGAGGUGAAUAAAGUUCACAGUAUGCUGCGGUGGAGAGCGCCAAAGCCCACUGUUUUGAGCCUUUUGCUAAUUCCGGCUGUGGCAGGGGUGCUUCUGUAUGGCUGGUACAGCCGUCCGCCCCUUCAAAACAUCUCUCUGUCUGAGGGCAAGGUGCACGUGUUGCUGCUAUCAUCUUGGAGAUCUGGCUCAUCCUUCCUGGGCCAGGUGUUUAACCAGCAUCCCGAUGUCUUUUAUUUGAUGGAGCCAGGCUGGCACGUGUGGACGUCUAUACAGCAAGCCGGCGCACGUAGCUUGCGAAUGGCAGUGCGCGAUAUGAUUCGCAGCAUCUUCCAGUGCGACUUGUCGGUGAUGGACGCCUACAUCCCCCAACCACAAAACGUCUCCCGCGUCUUCAUGUGGAGCCACAGUCGCGCACUCUGCUCUCCGCCCGCGUGUUUCCUCACAUCUCGCAACGAGAUUAGCAAUGAACCAGAAUGCAAAAAGCACUGUGACACGCAGGGUUUGAAGCUCGCGCAGGCGGCGUGUAAGACUUACAGCCACGUAGUGUUAAAAGAGGUUCGCUUCUUCGAGUUGGAGUCCCUUUACCCUCUACUGAGGGACCCCUCGCUGGAUCUGCGCAUCAUCCAUCUUGUCCGUGACCCGCGAGCGGUACUUCGUUCCAGGGAGCAGUCGGUCAAAGCCCUGGUGAAAGACAACGCCGUGGUACUUGAACAGGCUGAUACUCCGGAGAAGGAUAUAACGUACCAAGUCUUACAGGAGAUUUGCCGCAGUCAUGUGCGCAUUUAUGAGACUGCCAUGCUGAAGCCACCCGAUUUCCUACGGGGGCGCUACAAAAUGGUACGUUACGAGGAUCUAGUGCGCAACACGCUGGCGGAGAUCGAAGCCAUGUACGAGUUUGUGGGUCUGGAGCUGACUGAAGCUCUGCAGGAGUGGAUCUACCGCAUCACUCACGGCAAGGGCAAGGGAACGAAGAAGGAGGCCUUCAAAAUCACUUCGCGUAACGCAGAGGAUGUCUCCUUGGCUUGGCGAACCACUUUACCGUUUGAAAAAGUCCAGCGCAUCCAGGACGUGUGCAAAGGAGCCAUGUCUCUGCUUGGAUAUCAGAUGGUGGAUAGUGAGAAAGAGCAAAAGAUGCUGGAUUUAGACCUUAUGAAACCACGUGAACGCUAUCGGUUCAGCUGGCUACCUUCUAAAAGCACUACCGAUAAAGUAUAGGGUUGCCCCAGUGAUCAAAUGCCUAAAGACUGAAGAAUCGUGGGGAGUUUGUUCAACAGUUUUGCUCUCCUUUGCGUCAUACUAAAGUAAAAUCAACUUGGAACAAUCAAACAUUUGUGGACGCCGCAGUGUUCUAGGGACUGGCUUCUCUGUUAAACGAGACUAGAAGCGCUUUCUUAACACAACUUUUACCACUGGAUGCUGUUUUUGAAGAAAUUAUGGUCCAAUAAUUAGCUUCAAAAUGUAUUUAUUGACAAGAAAACUAUUAUGAUGAUGGUGUUUUUGUUUAAAAAAAAAAACUGCAUUUCAAAAGGGCGUAGUAGAUGGGGGUUGAAGGGAUCUAUAAUGGGACAAACGUCAAAACGUUCAGCUAUCUACAGACUUUUACUGCAUUAAGCUGAGUAUCAAUGUCCUUGUGAAUAAAGCAGUUAAUGAUUGUAUGUAUAGAUUUAUGCUAGUGUUAUGCUGAGUUUUAUUGAUUGUAGAUUACUUUUUGUCUAUGUUCUCACUGGAUUUACACUUUACUCAGACUUGGACCCCAAAAAACAAAAUGCAACUCUUAAAAAUUGUGAUUGGAUGCACUGUUUUUGAAGUCGAAUCCUUGCUACAAGUUGCUGCAAAGCACUUUACUUAAUAGCUGUAAACUAAACAAAUAGAAAAAGACACACAUGCAACAAUAAAUAUAUAUGGGUGAAAGAACCAGAAAUAGAAAAGUAGCAUAAAUAAAAGGAACUGAAACGGCUCUAGAAAAUCCCCACGAAGCAGUGCUGCCAAUUUAGCGAUUUUGACGCUAGAUUUAGCAAAUUCCCUGCCCCAUUUGAGACUUUUUUUUUUUUUUUUUUUUUCAAAAGCCUAGCGACAAAUCUAGCAACUUCUUGGACAAACCGUAUCUAGAUUCCAUGACUUGCACACUGAUCUAUAUUUAUAUUAAUAUAGAUCAGUGGAUUCGCCAGUAUGAUGCCAUCUAGCGACAUUUAGCGAUCGGUUUUAGCUACUUUCAACUGAAAGCAAUUGGCAACACUGCCACAAAGCUCCUAUAAACUGGAUUUUUUUCAAAGCAUAGACAUAAAAUACAUUUUAGUAUACACCAUAAAGUCACAUGACUCAAGAGAAAAAAAGAGAAAUGUUUUGAGUUCUUAAAAAUCUUGAAUAUAUUAUCUAACAAAUUCAGAAAAGUGAUAUAAAACUUUCUUCAUCACAUACUUGAAAAGGAAAGCCUUGAUAUACUGGAAAAUGUAACCCCCCCCCGAAAGCUACUGUGCCAUGUGUGCUCCUCAGCCAUCACUAACCAUCAAGAAGUGUUAUACAAACACAAAGGGUUUUUUGUGUGAUUAUUUUAUUACGUUUGUUUAUGAUAAGACAAUAUGUGAUGAAGUCUAUAAAUGGUCUAAAGCUAUAAAGACUUUGAACCUGGAUGUCAGACACAGUUUUACAUGUUACAGUACUACUUUGUUUGUCAUUUAUAUAAAGGGCUUUUUUUUUUUUUUUUAUUAUUCUACGUGCUUGUGCUCUAGAUUUUCUCUGUACCUUUACUAAACCUAAUUUGAUCAAAUGUAAGGUAUUUUUUUAAUUGAUUGAGGUGUUGCCGUUUCAUGAGAUUGUUUGAUUACAAUGGGAGCUGGUGUUUUAUUGAAGUUUGAAUCACAUUGAUUUAUAUUCAACAUGUCAAGCAGUGACUUUGAUUAGUUGAAGUGUAAAUAAAGGUAAAGAUCAAGAGUCUCUUCACAUAACAGAGUAUAUUUUAUAACCUGACGUGCUCAGGAGGGACGUCUGAUAAUGUAUCCAUCACAAUCCAUGUUGUUAGGAAUAGAUAGAGAAUUUAGGAAAUAUAAAAAUGAAUCAUGGUACUCAUUUAGAAUGUCAGUAUUUAUGUUUGGUGUUAGUAAGUCGUCUCUAGGUUUAUGAUUACUGUUGGUGUUUUGGUUGUUUGCACAUGUUCAAUGUAAAAACAUUAUACCUGGUUUGUCUGAAUCUGUCUGUUUGAUCAAUGUUGCAUGUUUGGUGAAAUUGAUAAUGUGCAUAUGUUGGAACAUAAUAAACAACCUACAGUAUCACACACUUGAAAAGAGUAUCAGAAAGUGAAGACCCAAAACCCACAACCCAGCCCCCUCACGGAAAACGUUGAAUUUUUACAAUUUAUAAAAAAAACUAAACAUUAUUUGCUUAAUUUUUGUGUCCUUUCUUUUUGUUGUUGUUGUUGUUGUUUUUAAGUUUCACCCCCCAUUUUUGAGAAUAGACAUGAAAAUGCACUCACCAAACUUAAAUGAUUAGAAUUCAAGAAUGCUUUUUAGUACAGAUUUGUCUUGUUUUAAAGAAGUCACCCAGCAGAUUAUUGCUGAAGUGAAAGCACUUGAAAAAAUUAAAGCGAUGGAAGUUUAAAUUUGCUGUAAAUCAAAAGUACUGUACUAAACAUUUUAUAUAAAAUUUAUAUUUUGUCAAAUAUAUUUGACUCUAAAAUUGAUAUCAAAUGAAAGUCAUAUGUCUAACCAAGUUGUGUUCCAAAUUUGAAGUUGAUAUCACAAAAAUUGAAGUUCCUAUGUAAUUUUGUUUAGGUGCUGUACCAAAAAUAACCACCAGGUGUCACCGACAUUCAAUUGAAUUUUUAAUGCAUUCUCCUGUUACAAAUUGAUAAAUUUCUGUCCAAAUGUCACUUCUAUCACAAAACACAGUGAGAACCGUGAGACCUUUCAGACGAUAUAUGUUUUGUCAAGAUGGUUGAAGGUUUCGACAAUAAAGUAGCUAAAAUAAAUAUUGUAAUAUGAAACCUGACACCAGCCACUAGGGGAGGAGCUCGCUAAAAGAAAUUAAAGUACUGUUUCCGUGGAAACACAACAUCCGAUUUUAAAAUGGUUUUCACACGCUGAGUUCGUAAGCUUUCAAAUAAUACCUAAUCUAUAAUGGGACAAACGUCAAAACGUUCAGCUAUCUACAGACUUUUACUGCAUUAAGCUGAGUAUCAAUGUCCUUGUGAAUAAAGCAGUUAAUGAUUGUAUGUAUAGAUUUAUGCUAGUGUUAUGCUGAGUUUUAUUGAUUGUAGAUUACUUUUUGUCUAUGUUCUCACUGGAUUUACACUUUACUCAGACUUGGACCCCAAAAAACAAAAUGCAACUCUUAAAAAUUGUGAUUGGAUGCACUGUUUUUGAAGUCGAAUCCUUGCUACAAGUUGCUGCAAAGCACUUUACUUAAUAGCUGUAAACUAAACAAAUAGAAAAAGACACACAUGCAACAAUAAAUAUAUAUGGGUGAAAGAACCAGAAAUAGAAAAGUAGCAUAAAUAAAAGGAACUGAAACGGCUCUAGAAAAUCCCCACGAAGCAGUGCUGCUAUAAACAGGAUUUUUCAAAGCAUAGACAUAAAAUACAUUUUAGUGUACACCAUAAAGUCACAUGACUCACUUUUUUGUGUGAUUAUUUUAUUACGUUUGUUUAUGAUAAGACAAUAUGUGAUGAAGUCUAUAAAUGGUCUAAAGCUAUAAAGACUUUGAACCUGGAUGUCAGACACACUUUUACAUGUUACAGUACUGCUUUGUUUGUCAUUUAUAUAAAGGGCUUUUUUUUUUAUUAUUCUACGUGCUUGUGCUCUAGAUUUUCCCUGUACCUUUACUAAACCUAAUUUGAUCAAAUGUAAGGUAAUUUUUUUUAUUGAUUGAGGUGUUGCCGUUUCAUGAGAUUGUUUGAUUACAAUGGGAGCUGGUGUUUUAUUGAAGUUUGAAUCACAUUGAUUUAUAUUCAACAUGUCAAGCAGUGACUUUGAUUAGUUGAAGUGUAAAUAAAGGUAAAGAUCAAGAGUCUCUUCACAUAACAGAGUAUAUUUUAUAACCUGACGUGCUCAGGAGGGACGUCUGAUAAUGUAUCCAUCACAAUCCAUGUUGUUAGGAAUAGAUAGAGAAUUUAGGAAAUAUAAAAAUGAAUCAUGGUACUCAUUUAGAAUGUCAGUAUUUAUGUUUGGUGUUAGUAAGUUGUCUCUAGGUUUAUGAUUACUGUUGGUGUUUUGGUUGUUUGCACAUGUUCAAUGUAAAAACAUUAUACCUGGUUUGUCUGAAUCUGUCUGUUUGAUCAAUGUUGCAUGUUUGGUGAAAUUGAUAAUGUGCAUAUGUUGGAACAUAAUAAACAACCUACAGUAUCACACACUUGAAAAGAGUAUCAGAAAGUGAAGACCCAAAACCCACAACCCAGCCCCCUCACGGAAAACGUUGAAUUUUUACAAUUUAUAAAAAAAACUAAACAUUAUUUGCUUAA
Messenger RNA from Ctenopharyngodon idella (grass carp), 5584 nucleotides. It is a transcript of the gene chst6, whose product is annotated as carbohydrate sulfotransferase 6. Gene Ontology annotation, cellular component: Golgi membrane. Bases 154 to 1347 code for a protein of 397 amino acids. Gene Ontology annotation, biological process: sulfur compound metabolic process; N-acetylglucosamine metabolic process; carbohydrate metabolic process. Gene Ontology annotation, molecular function: N-acetylglucosamine 6-O-sulfotransferase activity. NCBI's taxonomy places the organism in Eukaryota, Metazoa, Chordata, Actinopteri, Cypriniformes, Xenocyprididae. The transcript is spliced from 2 exons. The record is from RefSeq and is a predicted model, not a curated record.